GUUGCCGGGGAAACGCGUCGCGCGGGCGGAAGCACGCGAAAGAAGGAUCGCCCCCUGGGGCUCCCCUGAGCGUUAUGAACAGCCGAAGUGACCGGCCCGUUCCUUUGCCUCGGACAGCAACCAAGGUUGGAAAGCCCAAACUGAAGGACGCUGCAAGCAAUCAUCUGCCUCUGUGUUCGGCAUAUCAUGAUAAUUGGCUGCUUAGAGAAGAUGAGCACAACAAUGAACAUUACAUCCUCCAGAAGAACGUGAAUGACUACAAGAAACCAAUACGAACAGCUUAUAGAAGAAGGAAAGAACAAAUGUUUUGAUGAAAGACGGACCAGUUUUUUAAAGGCUCAGGCACUACAACUGGAAAGGCAGGUGGUGCUGCUUACAGAAGGAUUAAAUUCCCGAGCUGUUUUUAUGUUGGAGUUAAACACAUCUUUAGAAGCUGUUAUUGACAAAGUUAGCUCUUUCCUUAGCACUGAAGGAACUGCAUCAAAAGCAAUCAUUCCACAUCCAGAACUUCUUCAAAUAAUUGAGAUGUGCCAGACAAUGAGGUACAAACUGCAGAGACAUCAGCAGGUUUCUGAUCUGUCAAAACUUGCAUUGCCUUGGACACUUGGAGGGAAUCUUACUGUCCAGCCGAUAACCCUUUUGGAUGUUUGUUAUGGCAAAAUAGAGAAUUUAAAUCUUAGAUACGUGAGUGCUCUUGAAGGAAAACUGAGCAAAUUGUGGAGACACCUGCUUGCCAUGAGGCAAAAUUUGAGUUUUUUGCUUGCCCCAGGACAAGCGUCCUCUGAAGUAGCUCUUCAGAUUCUACCAACUGUUGUUUAUGCUCGCCUGAUAAAUCAAGUAGUUCAGUGUCAUCAGUCUGUGGAGGAAUGUUGCAAUGAUUUGCUCACUUUGACACUUCUAAUACCUUCAGCUCCUUGGGACGUUUUAGAAAAUUCUUUGAACCAGGAGUUCACUGUGGAGAAUGUGCUUUCAAUACUUCCAGCAUUUCCCAAGGGUGCCCCUCAGCAGCGGGCUAAAAGAGCAGUAGACGCCUUAGUAAAGGCUCAGAAUUAUUCCAGGCAAAUGUCCAUGCAGCAGAUACUUGCUUUGCAAGCUGAACUAAAUUUCCACAGAAAAUUAUAUAAUCUUCAGGUCACAUAUAUUGAAGCUGUAUUUGAUGGGAUAAAGCAAGCAUACCACACAUUUCAAGAUAAUGUUGCUAUGGUUCUUUGUUCCCCGCUGCAAGAUGUUUUUUCUUCUUACACAAAACUUAAAACUGGAGCAUCAGAAGAUGCUUUGAGAGACUUUCUCAUUGCUUUUAAAAACAAUGCUGAACAAAUCCAAUAUGCUAUUGAAACUUUGGCUCCAUCAGCAAGUCAGCAGCGAGAAGGUGAUGAAGCCCUGUCAAGAUUUGGAAAAGAGUUCUUUCUAUCUUUAGAGCAGUCACUCAAAGCCUGUGGAGAACAACGGGAUAAAGCAGCCAACGAAAUGGGAAUCUUACAGAUGGAACUGGAUCAGGCUUUAGAAAAACUUCGGAAUUUAAGGGAACAAAAGAUGAAAAAAACAGGGACCAUUCAACAUUUUCCUAAUCAUGAAGAAAUUUCAACAACAAGUUGCUUGAAUGUAGUUUCCCAAAAGUCUGAACCUAAUUUCCCAUCUAAUUUUCCUCCAACCAGACUUGACCCUUUGCUAAAACAAGCUUCUGUGGCAGAGAAAGAACCUACCAAUUUGCUCCCCAAGCAGAGACUGGGAAGUUCUGAUGAUACAGUUAUUCAGCAAAAGGGAAAAGCCCUUCAUAGGAGCAAGAGUAUGAAGGCCACUGAAAGGGCAGCAUGGCAAGAUUAGAUCCUUUCGCAUUUGUUAUAGUUUGUAUAGGGAAGCUCUGUGGUACGAAAAUGAAUGAGUGGGGGUCAGCUGUUGCCUUUCCAGCAUCUUCUCGGUGUCACUUUAAUGAUUAUGUAAAACGGUUUGGGAAAUGGGAAACAUUGGCUAUGUUAAAGCAAUUCUCACAUUAACGGCAAAAGACAUAGCAAUGUGCUCAAACAUCACGUAUCUCUGAAGAUAUGUAAAAGCAUUAAGUUAAAUCUCUGAAAUGUGAUUGAUUCAGACUGCUUCCUUAAAACUUGCCAGAGCCAAGUUUUACUUCCCAUACAUAUUUAUGGAAUAUUAUAAUAUAUAAUGUGUGUGUGUUUAAGGAUAAAUGUGUACACACACACACUCUCUCUUUUCAUAUAUAAUUUCAUCUCACAAUUUUUCAAGAAUUUUCAGAAGUGUAUUUUAAGUAACAAAGAAACAGCUACUGGAUUAUUAGUAUUAAUCUUUGUUAGAUAUAAUGUAUAUAUGUAAGAAGAUACAAACCAUGUAAUCACUUGGAAGGGAAAUGAAUACCCACAAUAAAAGGUUUUUUGCUGUGUA
Molecule: messenger RNA, 2394 nt
Organism: Protobothrops mucrosquamatus (brown spotted pit viper)
Lineage: Eukaryota; Metazoa; Chordata; Lepidosauria; Squamata; Viperidae
Exons: 11
Coding region: 253-1824 (523 amino acids)
Source: RefSeq, a predicted model, not a curated record